UGAAUGCUGAUUGGAUAUUUGUGUGGAGGUCAGUUGGUGCUGCUGUUUCUCGGAAAACGCACGGGCAUUUCCGGUUCGUGUGGGUGCGAAUCUGGAAUUUCACGCGAAGGACGGACCGAGUGGCCGUGGUCGCUGGAGACUGAGGGAAGUCACAGGGUCGGCGGUGUUGUGUCGGUUUUUAACGUAAGCCAUGAAGAAUCAAGAUUCUGAAAGCGGGUUCAGUCCACCUGCUGAUGGUCAUGAGGGUAUAAUGGUUGGUGGUUUAUCCGCUGAAGGGACAGAUAUUGUUGGCAGAGAGGAUACUCUGGAUGUUGCUCAGUCUACUGGACCAGAAACCAAUUAUGAAAUUUGCAAAAAAUCAGAUGAUCAGAACGGGCUUGAUCCAAACCAUGAUAAUGCAAGCACCAGUGAUGACAUACUGAAUGGGACAAAUGCAGAAGAUAGCAGUGAGUCAUUAGUUGUUCAAAAUCCUUCUGCUGUAAAUGGCUUGCAUAAUCUCCCAACUGAACCUUCAACAGCUGAUGUUUCAGAUGAGCUUAGUAGACAGCUUGAAGACAUACUGAACACAUAUUGCUGCAAUCUGGCUGAACAGGGUUCUACUGUACAACCUGAGGAGUCACCUGAAAUGGAAGAAGCAGAAAAAUGUGUAAAUAGAGAGCCUCUGAGAAAUGGUGUGCGGGAGAUUGUAUGUGGGGGAAUAAGUGAAGACAUUGAAAAGGCUGUGAAGGCAGAGGCUCGUGUGGAAGAUGUGAAAGAAAAUGGAGAUAUUCCUAACAACAAGGAUCAGAAAAAAGCUCCAGAAAAGAAGAAAGCCAAAGCAUUAGGAAAGGAAAUAACAUUGCUGAUGCAGACACUGAAUACUUUGAGCACCCCAGAGGAGAAGCUUGCUGCACUUUGCAAGAAAUAUGCAGACAUGCUUGAAGAGCACAGAAAUACUCAAAAGCAAAUGAGACUUCUACAAAAGAAGCAAACGCAGAUCAUCCAAGAGAAGGAUCACCUUCGGAAUGAGCACAGCAAAGCUAUUCUGGCACGCAGCAAGCUAGAAAGUCUAUGUCGUGAGCUGCAACGCCAUAAUCGAACUCUUAAGGAAGAAGGGGUUCAACGUGGGAGAGAUGAAGAAGAGAAACGCAAAGAGAUCACUUCUCACUUCCAGGUCACUCUAAAUGAUAUCCAGACGCAAAUGGAACAACAUAAUGAAAGGAAUUCCAAACUGCGCCAGGAGAACAUGGAACUGGCAGAGAAACUGAAGAAACUGAUAGAACAGUAUGAGUUGAGAGAGGAGCAUAUUGACAAAGUAUUUAAGCACAAAGACCUGCAGCAGCAACUCAUUGACGCCAAACUCCAGCAAGCACAGGAACUGCUGAAAGAUGCAGAGGAGAGGCACCAGAAAGAAAAAGAAUAUUUGUUAAAGGAGACAGUGGAGAGCCAAAGGAUGUGUGAGCUCAUGAAACAGCAGGAAGUUCAUCUGAAACAGCAGCUGGCAUUAUACACUGGAAAGUUUGAAGAAUUCCAAGCUACACUUUCAAAAAGUAAUGAAGUUUUCACAACCUUCAAACAAGAGAUGGAAAAGAUGACAAAAAAGAUCAAAAAACUGGAAAAAGAGACCACCAUGUAUCGUACCAGAUGGGAAAGUAGCAAUAAAGCACUGCUGGAUAUGGCAGAGGAGAAAACCCUGCGUGACAAGGAAUUUGAAAGCCUUCAGGUAAAGAUUCAGCGCUUGGAGAAAUUGUGUCGUGCUCUUCAGACUGAAAGGAAUGAUCUGAACAAAAAAGUUCAUGACCUCAGUGUUCAGUCAACUCCACAAGAUGGCAACAGCAAAGAGAUUGGGGAAAAGGAAGAAGAUAUGCAAUCCGUAAAUAAAGUUUCCCCAGAUAAUCAAAGCAAAGAUUACACUGCCGAUGUUUCUGCAAAGGCUGAUUGCCCAACUCAAGAGACUCUGCACUCGACUGAAGUUUGUGUUUGUGUGACCAAGGAGGUACAGCCACCCAUGUUUGCACAUAGUCAAGUGGAAACUAACAUUGAAGCUUGUAGCAUUCAGUCUGAAAUAUUACCAUCCAGCAGCUCUGUGGAGUAACUUAUUGCCCCUGUAGGGAGGGAGAAUAUGAACAGAAGGGCACAUCUAAAAAUUGCUGUAGUCCAAAAUCCCAUGUACUAACUGAAAGCACUAUGGUUCAUAAAGCUCAGAUUUCUAUGUUUUGGAUGAAAGUAUUAUUCAUUAAUUAGUGACAUAAUAAGUUAGUUAUCUUGAAGGCUUAAUGACAGUCACAAUCUGUUUUACCAGAUAAAUGAGAAUUUUAAGUGAGGGAAAAGUGUUGGGUUGCUUGUGUGCAAAGAAAGGAAGCGAUCAGAAAAGAUUAGAGAUUUCAUGAAAGAAGAUAACACAAUUGGAAAUUCAGACCAUUUUUCCUGGCAAAGUUUUAGAAGUCUAUUUAUACAUUCCUUAAGAUGAUUGCAAUUUGUUGCCCUCUGUUAUAUAAGUAAUUGUUAUGUCCUUUCGAGAGCAUGAACUGCCCUUCAGUUCCCUUCAUUUUAUUAAUCCCUUUUACCAACUGCAAAAGGUAGUUCUCAAUCACCGGUGUUGCUCCUCAGUCAUUUAGAAGGCAUGCAAGUGAAAUGGCAAACCUUGGCUUCUUUCUCUCUCUCCCCCACCCCCCCCAUUUAAUGGUAUGGUAGUGGAAAUGAACCUGGCAGAAUGACAGGGAAGGAGGAAGAGUAUGAAUUGAAUCUGUCUCUCAAAUUUACCAACUGCUGUAUUGUACUUUUUUAAAUUAACCUUGCAGCCUGAUCACGUUUGAGUUGCAAAACCUACUUUGACGGGGGGGCUUAAGAAGAAUAAAUAGCUUGGGGCAUGUCUGUUGAAAGAUAUUUUGCUGAGACAAAUGUGAUUCAAUAUUAAAUUUAAUAGUGAAGUUGGGCAUAUCACUGUCAAAAAGCCUUUGAGGGCAUGUUCUUUGCUAAUCAAACUUUGUAUGAAGAAGUAAAACCGCUUCAUAAUCAAAACAUGUUUUUAAAACCAUCUUUACACUUGGUCUUUUUCUUGCAUUCACAUAAGCUUGUUUCCAUAUACUUCUUGCAAUAUCCUUUUUAGAUGAGGGUUCAAACAAGACUUUUUUUUUAAAUGACAGUCUCGAUAUGUCUCAAGUAAAAUCUCUGCCUGAACUUUUAAUGCAGAUUUUUUUCUGUGAAGUUUGUAAUUCCAAAUAUUACCCAUUUGGAUAGUGCUUAUGACAUUGACUUUUUGAAAGACUUGAUUAGUGAUAAUUGAUGUAGCCAUACAAUGCUGAUAAACCUGUGACCAUUUAAUUGAAUUGUGUAAUGACAUUUUCCACAUAUGAUCUUCAGUUUGUUCUGAAGCUUCCAUUGUUAAAGAUUUUUGUUUUGACAACCUCUAUCACUGAUGUAUGGUGUUGGUUUUCCCUUGUAACCACAAUAUUGGCUACCAAAGAAAAUCUUUCAUAAUACGUGGCAUCCAAAGUGCUAGUAACUGAAUUGUAGAGGAUUGUGAUGCAAAAUCUCUUACAUUGCACAAACUUGAGUUAUUUCAUUACAUUGAAGAAAUGCUGGACCUUUUGGAGUUUCUCUGAUUGUCUAGGAAUUAAUUUUGAAAUUUUCUUUAGCAGAUCCUCUUUCACACGCACACAUUGGUGCUGUUGGAUUAUUUGCUGUUAAAGUUUGAUAUGUUUACCAAUAAGUUUUGGAUAGUUUGGGCCUAUUUCAUAUCAUUCAAACCUUUAACGUUUUGUGGAUUGAUGCAAUUUAAAAUCUCCAAACAAUUGAACAUAAGUUCCAGGGAAUCUUAAAGAAAAUACCAGAACCUUCACUUUACUGUCGAAGCAUAAAUGAACUUCUCUCAGGAAGUAAUAACUCUUUUCCAUUUAAUGAGAAGUGCUAUAACUUUUCAUUUCCCUUCAGGUUUCUCAAUGUGUUCCUGUCAUUUUGCUUGGAAUGGGGAGCAUAAAGUUGCAUCAGUACUUUCUACCCACAGAUAAUACUGCUAUGUAAACAUACUGUAACACAGAUCUGCUACAGUUAGGUGUGAUCAAUAAUGAGCUCAGUAGUUUUACAAAAUUCUUUAAGAAUUUGAUUCAGCAAGGUUGCCAAAAUGUGUUGAAAUCAUGUCAAUGUUUGGGUUCCCCUUCAAAGGGAUCGAACAACCAAAACUGUCAAAGUAAAGAUUGAAAGACAGAAAACCUAUUUCUUUAGCACUGUGUUUUUAAAGAACUUGGUUCUAUGGUCCGGUUUAAUGGUCAGAGUGGAAUACGGUUACGGAGAAAUUAAACAUGAUACUUGGCAGUGAUCAUUUCAGCCUGUAUAUUGGACCAGUUAUUAUUCAGUAAAUGAUCUUACACUAUUUCAAAAUGUUAUAAAACAUCUCCCAAGUAUUAUGAAAAUUAAUUAGAAUGGGAAAUUGUUAUAAAAAAGCAAUUUCAGUCAGAAACAGCAAUUUAAGAAAUAAUAAUCUAAUAAUGCAUUAUCAAGUUGGAAGGUAGAUGGAAUGCAGUGCCAAGAUUUUGAAUAUAUGCAUAAAUAUCAAUGUGUAUUUCAUCAGAAUCAGUCAUCACAUUGUAAUGUAAGAAUGCAUGCUACUUAGUUCACUCCUUGUAAGGUACCUGGUGUACAUUUGUAUGUAUGAUGUGUAUGCAUGCGGUUACUUUGUACCAUGUGUGCGUGUUACAAUUGAACAAUUACAAUUCACUUUUAUUAGCAGUGUUACCAUUAACCUAAAGCUGGCCCAUUCAGUCAUGACACAAUCUCUCAUAUCAUUCCAACCACUAUCAUUAGUAUAUUAUUUCUGUGUUAUCUGACGGGCGAAAUCAGUAUAGUGUGUGUACCAUUCAAUCAGUCCAUAGAAUUGGAAUGUUUCCUCUUCUCAGGAACCAAAACACAAUGCUGAACGUUGCAAUUUUCAAUAAAUUUAUUUGAGAACAUUGUAUUGCCAUCUGUGCUAAUCACCUCCCAAUUACCUUCACACUGUGAUAAAUUAAUAACUGCACAGUCUUGAUAUUUUCCUUGAAUGUUGCCAUAAAAAUUCAAUACGAUUUGCUUAACAUAAAUGAAUGAUGAUGUGGUUAGGUUAUGCGAAACUCAAUUUCUUUGCAUUGCGCAUAACCAAGUGUGGAACAAAGAUGGUUUAUUUAACCCAUUGCUGAUCAAUCCAUUAUUCCUGCAUGAACCAGAACCUGAGUUGUCCCAUCCCAAAAAGGAUUAUUUGAACAGAAUUAAAAGUAAUAUUUCAUCCUGUGUCAUACUGCAUGUCUGUGACCCUUUGCUCAUUAGAAGAUUCAUCAACAAGCAAUAGAAGUUCAUUGCUGAGAUGUUGCUUAAUAUUCAUGUGAACAGAGACUUAAUUGCAAUUAUUUUUGCAAUGUGGUGUUUCAUUUUGAUUCUUUAACUAAUCUUUGGAAUAUUGUCCCUGAGAGUAUAUAGGUGUAAGUUUUGCUUAGAUUUUAGUACACCAGUCUAAUGUGUAGAAAAGGUAGAACAUGCAACUAAUUUUGACCUUUUUAAGUGGAUUGUCACGUUUGCUUCAGAAAAUGAAUGUCUCCAAUAAUUGAUUUCAUCAGUCAUAUUUUGCAUUUUGAUUCAUUUAAAUUUGAGUUUUGUGGUUCUUGGCAUUUGGGCAGUUGUUUCAUUUGUUGCCUGUCCUUAUUUGAAUUGCGAAUAUGCCUUUAAUAUUAUAUGAGUUUGCUGAGCUAAUUCAGGGCACUGAAUCAACUACCACAGUAUGGAUUAGAGUUUCGUUCCGAUCACAUCUGGUAAAAGACACCCUUCCAUUCACUUAUGAAAGUUAGUUUGUUUAAAGAAGUCAUUCUUUUUCCUCUGGUCACAAAAUGAUCAAAUUUAUUGAAUUCACCUUUAAUUACUUUUCAUGAUAGAAUUUGACUUGUGCAUCACUGAACAGCACAUCCAGUACUAGAAUUAUUACACCACUGUAAUCACAUGAUGAGAAAUUGAACCUUGAAGCAAAAUGAUAUCCAUCCUAAGAUUUUGGAGAUAGAAGAGAGAAUUUACAUCAAACCAUUUAUCAGAUGUUCUCUGUACAAGACCUUUUAAAAACAAAAGCCUGAACAAUGUAAGGGUUUCUGGGCUUUAUUGAGAUAGGCGAAGCUGAUUUUAAAAUGCAUUAAAUAUAGCUGUCUCUGUAUUAAUAAUGUUUUCCUUAAGUCACUAAAGCAUGAGAGUUGGAAGGAUACUUUGUUAUUUAAUUUUGGCAGAUUAAUUUUGUGUUGAAGAAUCCGUACAGUAUUUUGAAAAUAAGACCACUGUCUUCCUGCCUCAGUCUGUCGAGGAAAAUGAUUUAACUUUUUGACGAUUUGCUCCUUUCUCAGAUAUUGUCUGGGGAAAAUAAGAAUCCCAGCAUUCCAGUUGUUAUAGAUGGAAAUGAAUAUUUAGAACAGAUAACUGUUCACAAUGUAAUUUCUUUCCCAGUAGGAUCAAUAUGAUCAGGGCCUUGUCCUAGACACUGCAAGGGUUUUGAAGCAAGCAAUACUUCUGAUAUUUCAUAAACAAGAUUGUGAUGAUCUUUCAUGUCCACAAAUUAAUUCUUAAAUUGAAUUUGUUCAUAGAGUCAGAGUGUUAUACAGCACAAUUCAUCUGUACUGACCAGUUUCCCAAACUGAUCUAGCCCCAUUUUCCAGAAUUUGGCCCAUAUCCCUUCCUAUUCAUGUGCCCAACCAGAUGCUUUUUAAAUGUCGUAAUUGUACCAGCUGCCUUCCACCUCUGGCAGCUAGUUCCAUGCACGCACCACCCUCUAUGAAAAAGCUGCCCUCAGAUCCCUUUUAAAUCUUUCCUCUUUUGCCUUAAAUCUAUGCCCUCUAGUUUUAGACUCCCCUACCCUGGAAAAAAGAUCUUAGCUAUUCACCCUAUCUGUGCCCCUUAUUAUUUUAUAAACCUCUCCACCUCUACUCCACGGAAAAAAGCCCCAGCCUAUUAGAUAAGCACAUGGAUGAUUUUGGGAUAGUGUAGGGGGACAUGCUGAGAAUAGUUCACAGGUUGGUGCAACGUCAAGAGUCGAAGGGCCUGUUCUGCGCUGUAUUGUCCUAUGUUCUGUUGAUCCUGUCCCUAUAGCUCAAAUCCUUCAAUGCUGGCAACAUCCUUGUAAAUAGUUCUGAACCCAUUCCAGUUUAACAGCAUCUUUUGCAUGCAGUACAGUAUACCUGAAAUGGCCUCACUAAUGUCCUAUACAGUUGCAACAUGACAUCGCAACCCCUAUACUCAGUGUAAUGAUACAAAACCUCCCCCUGUAAUUUGAGGUUUUAACUUCAUCAGAGUCCUUCAAGUUCUGCUUUGAUGCUUAGAUUGAAAUGCUUUUUAUGAAAUAAUUAUGGAAUGUAAGUGCACCGUUGGCAAGAACAAUUAAUUCAAUUGAUGUAAUUUAUGCCUGACCACAAUAAGGAAAUAACUGCAAUGGCUGUCAGAUCACUUUGAGAAGGGAAUUGAAAGGCUGUAGAAUCAUAGAGAGAAGUUGUGACAAUCAGAUCAGCCAACCAUUAUUUUGUCAAAUGGCAGAGCAAUUGAGGGUCAAAUGGCUUACUCCUAAUUGUUGCGUUCUCAUGAUAAUGUAGAGAACCUUAGUUUUUGAUCUCAUCCCUGAAGAUGGCUAGACAGUUACAUAAAAUGGUCAGAAAGGCACAUGGGAUCCUGCCUUUAAUAGCACGGAUAUAAGAGCAGUUUGCUGCAGCUAUGUAAACACUAGUUAAGCUGCAGCGUUAAUGCUGUGUACAAUUCUGGUCACCACGCUGACUUCCCUAGUGCAAAUGUGUUGUUCCUAAAGAGAUUUACACUGAUGUUGGUAGGCCUGGAGGAAUUUAGUUAUAAAGAAAGAUUGUCCAAGGGCUGUUUUCUUCACGAGAGAAGCCUGGGGGGAAAUCUAAUUGAAAUAUCUAAAAAUAAGGGAUUUGGAUAGAGUGGAUCAGAAGCUCAAGUUCCCUUGGUUGAGAGGGGUCCGUAACCGAGAUGCGUAGAUUUAUGAUAAGACUUAGGUGGGAGCAUUCUUCUCACUCAGAAGGUGGUGGGAAUCUGGGACACACUGCCUCAAAGGGUGAAAAUCCUCAUUUAAGAAAAAUACCUGGGCAUCUACUUUCUAUUCCAGAAUGUGCGGUUAGGCUAGAAGGUUCCUUGUCAGCCAGCAUGGACACAGUGGGCCAAAUGACCAUCUUCCUGUUGCAUAUUUCUAUGAAUCUAUCCUGUUAGAAGUUUAAUUUUCUUAGCUACCCUAAAGAGUUUUCUUUUGCCCCAAGGUGACUGCAAAUAAUCUACACAGUGCUAAUUGUAAUAAUCCUAUUUUCUCAAAACAAUUGCAUGUAUUCUUAAGGAUAGAAUUAGUUAUUUGAAAUAUUUUGUAGAAACCAGAAAUAUAAUUGAUGGCAAUUCAACUUUUAUAAGUUCCAUUAUCUUCUGGUGUUCAUGAAAAUCAAUAUAGUGUCAGUCAACACUUGAAGUUGUAUCAAUGUUGAGCUUGAUGUAUUUGCAAUGUUGAAACAUUAACUAUUUCAUGAUGCACUAAGAUAAUUUGGCCUUUAAUCUGUAAUAUAGAAUCCAAUAAAGGUGUAUCUCAUCA
Hemiscyllium ocellatum (epaulette shark) is the source of this 8560-nucleotide messenger RNA. RefSeq names its product alpha-taxilin-like. Bases 191 to 2074 code for a protein of 627 amino acids. The record is from RefSeq and is a predicted model, not a curated record. Lineage: Eukaryota; Metazoa; Chordata; Chondrichthyes; Orectolobiformes; Hemiscylliidae. The transcript is spliced from 10 exons. Gene Ontology annotation, molecular function: syntaxin binding.